AUGUCUAUAUUCAGAUACCGCCAGACAGGCAUUCUCUCUCCUGCUUCGUCUCCUGAACAACGCCGAUCACGACGGAAGAAGAACGAAUCACCACCUGCCGAAGCCCAGGAAUACAAGUCGGAGUUCAAGCAAGAAUAUGCACACCCAGACUACAUUCCGCACGAGUUCCGCGUACAUUACGCGGCGCAACCGCAUCCCGCCGACAUGCCAAUGCAACACUACACGAUGAUUCCGGAGCAGAUGCUCGUGUCCGACUACCCGCAGUCCGUGCUACUCUGA
Cylicostephanus goldi is the source of this 279-nucleotide messenger RNA. Lineage: Eukaryota; Metazoa; Nematoda; Chromadorea; Rhabditida; Strongylidae. The record is from the annotation of a GenBank genome assembly.